Molecule: messenger RNA, 3481 nt
Organism: Octopus sinensis (East Asian common octopus)
Lineage: Eukaryota; Metazoa; Mollusca; Cephalopoda; Octopoda; Octopodidae
Product: elastase-1-like
Exons: 7
Coding region: 104-1210 (368 amino acids)
Biological process (GO): proteolysis
Cellular component (GO): extracellular region
Molecular function (GO): chitin binding; serine-type endopeptidase activity
Source: RefSeq, a predicted model, not a curated record
GUUAUUGCAAGCCAUCGUUGUUCAGGCCGAAAGGUAUGGGCGACAAAACGGCAGAGGUGCGUGCAUCCAAUUCUAGCAGAGAGGCCAAAAUGCAGCUGUCAAAAUGAAUAUUCUCGAAGAUGUGCAAGAGCCAUGUUAUGGCAACAGUUAUAUAAUCUAUCGACAGGACCCGAAUCAGUGUGGCCGAUAUCAUUUAUGCAUCCGCAGUAAAUCUAUGAAAAUCCAGUUUUGUCCUCCGGACCAAACAUGGUCGGAUGAAGAGCAAAGAUGUGAGUUAAUUGGCCAGUAUCCGGACUCCUGUGUUUCUAACCAUUUUCUCAUUACGACACCAACGUUUGGCUGGACGACGCGAUACAAAGGACGUUGGGAAUCUCUGUCUGUAACAACGGAUAUGGUGGAGAGGAGCACCUACAAAACUCCGUCCUCGACAAAUAAGUACCCAGACUCCGAUUGGUUUCAGUGUGAACCUCGUGUUUCUUCUUAUAUUGUUGGUGGUCUGGCUGCGACCGACGGACAGUGGCCAUGGCAAGUUAUGCUCAAAGGGAAACUGAACUCUAGCCAUACAACCCAAUGUGGUGGAGUACUCAUUAGUCCUAAAUGGAUCCUUACGGCUGCACAUUGCGUUUACAGACCGUCUCUUCGCAAUGCUGGAGCCUGGACUGUUACACUGGGUGAAUAUCUUAUUAAUAAACCGUCAGGACACGAAAAAAAUAUAAAGCCGAUCAGGAUUAUUAGGCACGAAAACUACUCCCCAACGGGUGGCUUUGAGAACGACAUCGCCAUGAUUGAGUUACCAGAAAUUCUAGAUUUGAAUCCUAAAUCAGUGUUUCCUAUUUGCAUUGCUAGUAAACAACUAUCUAUUGAUCUUCAUGAUUGCUGGAUGACUGGAUGGGGUAAUACAGAAGGCACUGCUGAUCCAAAUGUUCUCCAAACAUUGAAAGUUCACAUUUGGCACCAUCAAAGAUGCAAGGAUGUAUGGACAGGACUGAUUGGUGAUGGUCAUAUUUGUGUUAGUUCUGGAAAUUCAGGAGCAUGUUUGGGUGAUUCUGGCGGCCCGCUGUCUUGUAAAAUCAACGACCGUUUCGUACUUGUUGGCAUAGCAUCGUGGGGUGUCACAAGUUGUCGUAAUAACGACUUCCCAGACGUUUAUUCCAAUGUAACUUUUUAUUUGGACUGGAUUCGGAGUCAUGCUUCUUUGGCCAACAACUGAUCUAUAUCUGUCUGUCUGCCUGUCUAGCCGUCUGUCUAUCCGUCUGCCUGUGUGUCUAUCUUUUUUUGUUUGUCUUUUUGUCUGUAUGUAUGUAUGUAUCUAGCAGUCUGCGGGUCUGUCUAUCUAUGUGAUGGCUCAGCCAAUAAAGUAGGAUUAGAUGCAAUUGAUUCGAUUGACUUUAGGUACUUUUAUAGAAACAGGAGCCUCGUCUCUAAAGAAAUCCUUACUAUAAUAUAUACUGUGGUGACGAGCUGGUAUAAUCGUUAACAUAUUGGAUCAAGUGCUUAGCGGCGUUUCUUCUGCUUUUACGUUUGAGUUCAAAUGUCGUUGAAGUCGACUUUGCCUUUUAUGCUUUUGGGGUAGAUACAAUAAGUUUCAGUUGAACACUGGAGUUGUUGUAAUUAACUAGCCCAACACCACCAAAUUUCAGGCCUUGUACCUAUGGCAGAAAAGACGGUGAGCUGGCAGAAUCGUUAGCACGCCAGGCAAAAUGUUUAGAGAAAUCAUUUUUUGGAUUCAUAACCAAGAAUCGAAACCUUAACCUAGAUUUUCCUUCAAGACCUUUUCCUUUACUCGGAAAUUUAUGAGGUUACCUGUCAAACUUAUUUUGGUUCCUAGAGUCAUUUGGUGCUUAUGACAGAUAAGACACAUACAUACCUUUGCUCUCGGAUAUACAUUCAGUUUUUCUCAUAGGUAUAAGUAGGAACUCUGAGAGAACAUCAGCGGUCAGUUUUCCUUCGCUUUCUAGCAAGCAACUUUCCCUAAGACACACACUUUAAGAAGCGCGAACAUUCAUUCUUGUUAUUCUCCUUGAACUACUAAACUGCUGACUACUGCUAAAGCCUUGUUUACUGACCCCCACCACAUACAUGUGUAUGUAUUAUGUAAAUACGUUAAAAUCCAAGCUGUGUUCUCUUGAAGCACAUCUGCUUAUUUCAGUAUUCCAAAUCCCAUAUGUCGAUGUUAUAUUACAUUACAAAUGUUUCAUUUUCUAAUUGGAGUUAUAAAGUUGUACAUGCAUGAGAAACAUGUAAGAUAUUUCCAUGUGUGAAAUGUGAUAUCGAAGUAAUCUCUUAUUUACUUAAUCAUUGCUACUACAUGUACUAUCACCACCAAACAAACAAACGUACUUACAACAGGCUUUUAGACAUUUUAGCAUAGCCAUUUUAGCUCCACCUUGUUGGCGUCGUAGAUUCGACGCUGACUUAUUUGACAUUAGAUAUUUUAAUGUUUCUUUCAUUUUCAUAUUUCUCUCAUUCUCUCUCCCCCUUUCCACUCCCCCUAUCUCCUCUUUCUUCCCCUCUUCCGCCUUUUUCUCCCCUUCUCCCUUUCUCUCUCUGUUCAUGUGUGCGAGAAGAGGCAAAGUGCUUGUGUCAAUCGUGUUCAAUUAAUAAAUUGUAAUGUCUCAUUCUUUUUAUUUCUAUGUGUAUAUUUCUGCGCUUGCUUGCGUGCGUGUGUUUGCCUUCAGCACCAAGGGUUUCUAUUUACAACACACGUUUAUUGUUCAGUCAACUAUGCAAAUUGUCAGCGUCAAAACAUCUGCGCCCAGUUGUCUCAUUCUGAUUAUAGUAUUACUACAACAGCAUCCUAAAACUAUAUCCUUCUCAUUCAGUAAUUUCUUCACUCUACACAAGCGCCCCAAAAUAGCAGUAGCAAUAUUAAUAAUGUCAAUAAUAAGUAGAGGGGAAACAGUUACUCUAGCGAGUCCAAUAUACCCGCCUCUGUUAUUUAUCGCUAGCCAAAUCAAUGGAGCCAACUAGGGAGUUUCUGCUUGGUCGCUCAACCUGCUAAGAAAAGCAACCAGAUCUUGUUUAGAACCCAUUCUAUUGAAUUACAUAAGAAAAUAAUACAUCAGUUAAUGUAGUCUUAGAUACCCAUAGAAAUAUUGGAGUGGUUAUGGCUGAAAUACUUUCUCGAACAGGUUUGACCUAGGACGAAAUAAUGGUUUCUGAUUUAGGUACAAGGUCAGCAAUUUUGAGUGGGGAGAGUGGUCACUAAUAUAGACUCCAUUACUUGACUGGAAUUCUAUUUUUAUCGACCAUGGAAGGAUGAAAAAACAAAGUUGACUUCGGCAGGAAUUGAAUGAUCCUCUCAGCUCAUUGCUACAACCUGGAGCUAAAUAAUAGUAACAGUUUCUAAUUAAGGUACAAGGCCAAGAGUUUCUGAGAGGAGGGGUUAGUCGAUUAUAUCGACCGAAGUACUUGAUUUAUAUUUUAUGUUAUCGACGCCGGAAGGAUGAAAAGCCAAGUCGAUCAAGGUAGAGAGCCGGAA